This is a messenger RNA of Mycotypha africana, 897 nucleotides long. RefSeq names its product putative methyltransferase-domain-containing protein. The record is from RefSeq and is a predicted model, not a curated record. NCBI's taxonomy places the organism in Eukaryota, Fungi, Mucoromycota, Mucoromycetes, Mucorales, Mycotyphaceae. Bases 1 to 897 code for a protein of 298 amino acids. The transcript is spliced from 2 exons.
AUGCCAACGAAAGAAGAUGAGCUUGACUUUGAGAUAGGCAAUUUACCUGAAGGGCUUAAUGUUAGUGAAUCCAGUGGUGCCCCUGAACAUUUGCAAACAAACUCACUUGAGUUAAAGCAAGAUAUUGGCAAAUUCGGAUUAGCAGGGAAAAUAUGGCAAAGUCAAAUCAAAGUCGAACCUAAAAACCCGAUUCCUGAAGCCUAUUAUCGUAACCAUAAUAAUGAGCACAGUUCUGAUGACAGUAAACCAUUUAAGGUACUAGAGUUGGGCGCAGGGACAGGAUAUGUAGGUAUUGCGUUGGCGUCGCAGUUAAAAAGGCCUGCUCAAGUCUAUAUCACCGAUUUAGAACAGGUUGUCCCACUGAUCAAUGACAAUGUACUGCUUCAUUACUCGGAUCAUUCAUCUGAAAAGAAAGAAACAGCAGCAGCAGAUAUUUUUGUGGACCGUCUCCAUUGGGGUAAUAAGGCCGACGCGAAACGAUUGCUUGAUAAAGCAGGCGGAUCAUUUGAUUUAGUGGUAGUCAGCGAUUGCGUCUAUUUUCCAGAGCUGUUUGGCAUCCUAAUAGAUACAUUGAUUACAGUGUGUGAUGCUCAAACCAAAGUAGUGAUUGGUUACAAAUGCCGAUCUUUGGAGAAGGAAGUUGGAUUUUGGCAAGAUUAUUUCGGCAGGUUUUUUGAAUAUGAGCCCGUACGCAAGGUGGACUUGUUGGAAGAAACAGUCGAAGUGGAAGAGGCGGGCAAAAAAGUGACUAAAAAAAUUCAAAAGGAAGAGUUGGGCGAAUUUCUGGGCGCAGAGGAGCAGCUAUUUGUCUUUGUCGGUAAAAAGAGGCCGAAUAAUCAAGUGAAAGCAGCUGAUGAUACAUUCACAACAUUACUGUUUUGUUCAAUGGGGCUAUGA